This is a messenger RNA of Papilio polytes (common Mormon), 2464 nucleotides long. RefSeq names its product ubiA prenyltransferase domain-containing protein 1 homolog (gene heix). The transcript has a single exon. Bases 473 to 1471 code for a protein of 332 amino acids. NCBI's taxonomy places the organism in Eukaryota, Metazoa, Arthropoda, Insecta, Lepidoptera, Papilionidae. Gene Ontology annotation, cellular component: Golgi membrane; endoplasmic reticulum. The record is from RefSeq and is a predicted model, not a curated record. Gene Ontology annotation, molecular function: prenyltransferase activity. Gene Ontology annotation, biological process: vitamin K biosynthetic process; menaquinone biosynthetic process.
GUGACAUUGACAACAGUUGACAAGUUGACAAUACAAGAAUGACGUUUUACAUUAUCAUCAUUUAUCAUUUAAAAAUUCAAUUUAAAGAUUCUUUUCUUUGAAAUAGAUAGCGGUGGUUGUACGAAAAUCAUUCGUGUCUAAAUCUGGGAUACCUAUUAAUUACUUCAUAGUAUAACAGUACACGAAAUCGUUAUUUUACUUUACUCUGAUUAGACAAGACGAUUCGGAAAACCAGUUUUGAUGUUUGUAUACGUUAUACCUCUUCUAAUUUAAAGUAAUCUUAGUAAUAACGGUUGUGGUUAAAAUUACUAGUGUUUAUGCGUAAUUUUUAUUUUUGAUAUGCCACAUGAGCAUUUCGUAAAGCGACUAGAAAUCAAAGUGAAUUAAGUCAUUUUUCAUCAAUCUAUCCUGAUUUUUCAAAGUUAAGCGUAAUUUGGAGGUUAUAUUUUUGCUCACUUCGGUAUCCGUCAAAAUGAAAACAAACAAGAAGAACGAUGAUGACAUUUCCACAGAAGAUGGUAAUCUUCUCCAGCCACCGAAUGAAGAAGUAUCGUCUUCAAGAAAUCCGCUAAUGAAAGUAAGAACAUACGUACUUGCGUUGCGGCCGUGGUCUUUGAGUGGAAGCUUGUUACCUACGUUACUGGGUGCUGCACUAUCAUACCGACUGCCCGGAGAGAGUGGAUUCAGCUGGGUAACAUUACUUCUGACCCUUUGUACCGUUAUUCCCGUACACGGAGCGGGUAAUGUAGUUAACACAUACUUUGAUUUUGUCAAAGGCAUUGACAACCGCAAAUCCGACGACAGAACUCUUGUUGACCGUAUACUGAGUAUUGAUGAAGUGGUAUCAUUAGGAGCUAUAUUGUACAUGGCAGGUUGUGCAUUCUUUUUACUUUUAGUUAUCUUGUCACCUGCCAGAAUGGAACAUCUAGCUUUAGUGUAUUUCGGUGGCUUGUCAUCCUCAUUUCUUUACACUGGUGGAAUAGGCCUAAAAUAUAUAGCUCUGGGUGAUAUUGUAGUUCUAGUCAUAUUUGGACCAGUGGCUGUUGUGUUUUCAUUUCUGGCACAGACAGGUAGAGUUGACUGGCCAAUUAUUUACUAUGCUAUACCCCUUGCUCUCAACACUGAAGCUAUAUUACAUAGUAAUAAUACAAGGGACUUAGAAAUAGAUAGUAAGGCUGAAAUUGUUACAUUGGCCAUUCUAGUAGGUAAAACAGCCUCAUAUUUACUGUAUGCGUUUUUGUUGUUUACUCCGUACAUAAUGUUUGUGGUUGCAUCUGUGAGGUGUUCUCUUUGGUUCUUAUUGCCUAUGUUAACUUUACCUCGAGCAUUUGACAUCGAGAGGAGGUUUAGAUGUUUGGACACAAUGCAAUAUGUACCGCGUCAGACAGCGAGAUUAAAUUUCUAUUUUGGUAUGUUGUAUAUAAUUUCUUGUUUAUUUGCUAAUAGACUACCAUUUUUAUUAAGACAGUAAUAUGACUACAUGUUAAUUGCAAUAUGUACUUAUUGAGCUUACAACAAACAAUGCAUAUAGACUGUCUACAAAUUUAUCAUUUCAUUGCAAUUUACAUGCUUUGAAACACUAUGUAGUUUAUAUUAGAAUUUAAUGGUAAAUUAUUGUAAGAUGUGGCUACUAUAUUCUUAAUUAUACUAAAGGCUUUUAAUGUAGGAGAUUGCUUCAAAAAUAGAAUAAAGGAUUUUGGACCAAAAAUGUUAAUUACUUUUAAAAUUCUGUCUAUAAAACUAUGUACUAUGGUCGCAAAUUGUAAAUACUAACAAUACAUUUAAAUAGAAGUAUUAUGUAAAUAAAAUAAUGGUUAAAUCCUGAUUAAUAUUUCAAUGCUAUUAUAUGUUGAUAAAAAUAUAUAACAAUAAAUUCCUGUUUUAAAGGCAGCUAAAUGCAAUUUAUACAACAUUAUUAAAUUAUAAGUUAGACAAUUUUAUCUUUUGUAUAAAUUGAUUUUGUAAUUACAUGAUUAUGUUGGUGUUAAUUUUAUUACUAUUAAAACUGUCUUCUGUAAGUCACAAGUAGUUUAUGAAGCAUGUACCAUUACUUGGGUUGUAUUCAAUAGUCAUUUAGUCUAAUUUUGACUUCUAUGAUUUAGCAUAACUAUUUUUAACAUCUUUUUAAAGAUUAGUGUAAGAAUAGAUUUACAGGAUGCUGUGAACACUAAGAUGCUUGUUGAUAACACCAACCGGUCUUUACAUAUGAUAAAUAGCUCGAGUCAAAUGAAUUGUAAUCAUGUUCUAUUGAGUUUUUUAUACAUUUUAUCUGAAUGUUAGCUGUGUUAAGAUAUUUGUAGUGAAAUCUAUGUCAACAUUGAUAUUUGGUACAAUAGAUGAUAUGACAAUUUUAUCUCUUGAAGCAAAAAAUAUAUUUAUAAAUGAAAUAAGAUUGUACCAAUAGUAUAGAAUGGAUAGCUUAAUUUUUCAGUAGUUUUAUUUGAAUUUUAUCAACUUUAUUAUC